Molecule: messenger RNA, 594 nt
Organism: Zophobas morio
Lineage: Eukaryota; Metazoa; Arthropoda; Insecta; Coleoptera; Tenebrionidae
Exons: 3
Coding region: 75-575 (166 amino acids)
Source: RefSeq, a predicted model, not a curated record
CAGAAGUUGGCUGUUGUUUAAAGGGUGUGUCACAUAUUUUGACUUUUGAAAAUUUGAAAAUUCAAGAUGUAAGCAUGAGUACCAGCACAAUUUUCAUCAAACGCCCCUUAAAUUACUGUAGGAGUUUAGCAGUGGUGAAGGAAAAAUACAAAGAGUAUUCGCCGGUUUUAUCUGCUAUCAUGUGGACAGUGUCUGGACUGUACGCUGCUGCCCAAAGUAACUUUAACAGCAAUAUUACAGGGAUUACUUUGUCUUUUCCCGUAUCUCAAAUCUUAAUAAUGCUAAUCGUUUCCGCUAUGCUUUGCAAAGGUUUAGCUACAAACAACAUCAUGCUGGUACUCCCUUGGCUUAGUGUAACAACUUAUGCUUUGUAUUUCAACCACUACCUAGGACUACUUCAAACAUUAACAACAGUGUUGCGCAUAAAGAAAUUGUCUUGGCUGCCCUGGUUCAACUUAUUUCUGAACAUUUUGCUACUGGUGAUACGAGUAACUCUCACAAUAAGGGUACUUCAACUAUGUAUACACUUAUGGUUUAAAAAGAAACUAAAGGAAAUGAAGCAACACUCGUUUUGAAAAAAUAAUUUAUUCUUUA